Frankliniella occidentalis (western flower thrips) is the source of this 2413-nucleotide messenger RNA. RefSeq names its product protein sister of odd and bowel-like. Gene Ontology annotation, cellular component: nucleus. Gene Ontology annotation, molecular function: RNA polymerase II transcription regulatory region sequence-specific DNA binding; DNA-binding transcription factor activity, RNA polymerase II-specific. The transcript is spliced from 3 exons. Gene Ontology annotation, biological process: embryonic hindgut morphogenesis; regulation of transcription by RNA polymerase II; embryo development. Bases 392 to 1789 code for a protein of 465 amino acids. Lineage: Eukaryota; Metazoa; Arthropoda; Insecta; Thysanoptera; Thripidae. The record is from RefSeq and is a predicted model, not a curated record.
GGCCCCGCUGAGCUUGCUGCCAGCCUCGCCUGGCCGCCUGGAUGCUGCGCGAUGCUGCGGCGGGCUGAGUCCUGAGUCCUGGCCGUAGCAGCCCGGCCGUGCGGACGGGUGUCGCUCCGAGUGUAUCUGUGUGAGCUGCGCCUCACGUGAUUCCCCGUGUGUUUUGUGUGUGUUUCUGUGCGUUUUUCCGUGUCGCGGUCAUGUUUGUGCGACGCGCGAGUGACGCGUGAGUGACACGGGAGUGUCGAAGAGAGGACGCCGUCCAGGACGUCGUCUGCUGCUUUUGCGUCGCCACGUCGCCGCGCGGGCAGAAGAGUGAGAGCAGCGCAGGACGGACAGCAUGAUCUGACCCUUCUCGGCGCCACCCUGGCCAACCCGAUGGGCCGACGCAAUGAAGCAGUCUGAUAAGCAGAUAUCAGACUCGGCCAACAACAACAGCGUCACCGUCAGCAACAACAACAGCGACGUCCUGCGCUACCUCGCCAUGCUGGAGGCGGCCUCUCUGAGCGCUCUCGGCAGCGACGCGUCUUCGCGCGGGUCGCCGUCGGGGGCCGGCGGCGGCGCGGGCGGCAGCGGGCUCCUGGGGAUGGGGCUGGCCCUGUCCCUGCAGAGCGUGCUCGUGUCCUCGCUGCAGCAGGCCGCGCUCAUGCCGCCCAACUCGCCCGCGGCCGCCGCCCUCAACCUGCAGGCCCUCGAGUCGUACCUCACGCUGCAGAGGCUCGCCGCCCCCAACGGCGGUGCAGCUGGCGCUGGCGCCCCCAGCCUCGACCUGCUGCGGCUCGCCACGGCGACGAGCCUCGGCGCCGUCAAGUCCGCCCUCACCGCCCCGGCCUGCUCGUCGCCGCCGCCCUCGCCCGCCGCGUCACCCUCGUCCUCGACCGCGGCGGCGCGGCCCGGGCGGACGGCGGGAGACCUGUCGCCGCGGUCGGCCGACGACGGUGACCUGGACGAUGUGGGCCUCGGUGAGGACGAUGAUGACGAAGAGGGGGCAAGGACUAGUCAAUUCCCCGCCUUCCCCGGCGACAACCCCUACUCGUCGCUCGUACGCCGUUCGUCGCCGACCCCGCCUCCACCCCCGUCAGUGUCGUCCUCCGCCAAGCUCCCCGUCAUCGCGUCCGCAGCGGUCAGCUCGUCCGCGAGCACGACGACCACGACGUCCACGGGGGGCGGCCGAGGGUCGCGCCCCAAGAAGCAGUUCAUCUGCAAGUUCUGCGACCGGCACUUCACCAAGUCGUACAACCUGCUGAUCCACGAGCGCACCCACACGGACGAGCGGCCGUACUCGUGCGACAUCUGCGGCAAGGCGUUCCGCCGCCAGGACCACCUCAGGGACCACAGGUACAUCCACUCCAAGGAGAAGCCGUUCAAGUGCGGCUCUUGCGGCAAGGGGUUCUGCCAGUCGCGCACCCUGGCCGUGCACAAGAUCCUGCACCUGGAGGAGUCGCCGCAUAAGUGCCCCGUGUGCAGCCGCUCCUUCAACCAGCGCUCCAACCUCAAGACCCACCUGCUGACGCACACGGACAUCAAGCCCUACCACUGCGCGUCCUGCGGCAAGGUGUUCCGCCGGAACUGCGACCUGCGCCGGCAUUCGCUCACGCACAACCUGGGGGCGGCCGCCGCGGCGCUGGGGGCGGCUGGGCUCGACAUGCUGGACGACGACAUGGACGACCUGGACGACACCGACGACAUGGACGCCGAUAUUGUGGACCCGGACGAGAUAAACCCCCUCGCCUCCACCGACACCUCGACAGCCAGGUCCGCGGCCAGGGAGGGGAUCCUAGCCGAGUGACGCUAUGCGGAGGGCGUAACGCCAUCAUCGCACGCCCGACUUUGUGCGCGACAGCUGAGGAUGUUUGAACCAUUCGCGUUGUUCCUUGCGACGAUGAGGUUAGUGUAAGUAAGCCUGCCUGUGAUGUGGCACGUUGUUUUAUUAUGGCCCUCUUGGCUUGUGUGAAUUUUGUACCUGCGACGUGCGCACAAAUGAAUACGGAAACCCCGCGACUGAAGUCCUGAAUUCCACACUUUAAAAAUGUUAUUUGUGGUUGUUUAAUCUUACGCGUCCCGCCGAAUUUCUACGAUAUCGCCGGCUUUGCGGCAUUCCUGUAAAAACGUGAUCUCAAAUGAAAUAUGACCUCGAUGUAGAAUGAUUAUGUACAUAAUUUUGUGCCUGUAUAUAAUAUGUGAUACGAUGGAUGUUAACUUUGAUUUCUGAUAAAUAUUGUACAUAGCAAUCAAGGGGAGCUUAUCUCUCGGUUAAAUGAUGAUACUUGUACAAAUCUGUUGUGUAAAAAAAUUGUGAUAAGAUUUUUAUGGUGCUUCUACACUCUUUGAGAUGAUGCAAAAAGUGAGUGUACAAUUGUAAAGUUUCUCUUUGAAAAUAGAAAAGAAAGUAUUUUUCUACGAUUCCGAAAAA